AUGGAAGGCCAUCGCAUACCCUACGCAUUCCUAUUAUACGUCGCCGGUAAAAUAGACAAGAAAAAGCAUGCCCAGCCCGAUUUACGUCAACUGUUCAUUUCCGCCAUUCUCAAGUCCCUUUGCGAUACAUUACCGUUAUGGAUGUUGAGGUUUCUAUUUCAUCUGUCGGGCGUAUGCGAACAGGUGAUCAAUGGAUUGUUCUUCGGCAAAUUGAGAAAGCAGUGGUGUCGUUCGGUGUCUGGCCCUGGAUGGAAAGGGUAUUUGAUCGGUGAAGAUGCGGAAACAGCAGAGAUCGGAGACGGCGCUGAUUUAGUCGUUAUCUAUGCCCAUGGCGGUGGCUUUGUUUGUGGCGGAGCUUUGGUUUCCCUUGUUGUAUUUGUUGAUUGGAUUAAAACUUGGAAGAGUAGCCAUGGUGCCAAAACUCAUAUCGUGUCUCUCGAAUAUGCCUUAUCACCUGAGCACUCAUUCCCGGUUGCAAGAGAUACAUUGUUACAAUGCUACCAUACUCUAGUUGUCGAGAAGGGACUCGAUCCGUCCAAAAUUGCUUUCGCUGGCGACAGUGCGGGUGGAAAUCUGGCGGUAGUUGCAUCCUUGGAACUUACGAACAAUCCUAGUAAAUACUCGGUUCCUCAGCCUUCGCGUCUUUUACUUAUAUCGCCCGUAUUAACGGCCCUCAAAACUUCCAAAUCCUUCAAAUUCAACGAGGACUACGAUUGCCUGAGCACCCAGUGGUUCGAUUUAUGUCUUGAAAACUAUAUUUACAACACAAACCUCCUUCCCACAUGCCCCAUGAUCUCACCGCUGCUUGAGCGUCGCCUCGAAGGGUUGCCUCGUACGUGGGUAUGUGUCGGUGGUUAUGAACUAUUCCUCGACGAUAUCAAACUUUUCGUUGAGAAAGCGAGAAGUCAAGAUGUUCAAGCUGAAAUUGUGGUCGAAGAAAAUAAUGUGCACAACUACGCUAUCGUCUAUCCAUUGUCUCGGGAUGAUGGCGCUCAGAAGGCCGCAAAGUAUAUGUCCAGAUUUAUAUUUGGCGAUCAACCUGUUAAGAGGAUAAGCGAUUAA
Molecule: messenger RNA, 1062 nt
Organism: Acaulospora colombiana
Lineage: Eukaryota; Fungi; Glomeromycota; Glomeromycetes; Diversisporales; Acaulosporaceae
Source: the annotation of a GenBank genome assembly